Molecule: messenger RNA, 600 nt
Organism: Entrophospora candida
Lineage: Eukaryota; Fungi; Glomeromycota; Glomeromycetes; Entrophosporales; Entrophosporaceae
Source: the annotation of a GenBank genome assembly
AAAGAAUUAAAGUUGUUAUAAGAUGCAGAAAAAUAUUAAAAAGAGAAUCAAAAUCACCAGUUGUCAUUAAGACUACAAAUCGUGAAGUACAAAUAAAUUUUGAGGAUGCAUCAUGUAAAAGCUAUACUUUUGACAAAGUAUUUGGAAAUGAAGCAAACCAACAAGAUAUAUUUGACUCAGUGGCGGGUUCAAUUGUACUUUGUUCACAUUCAACUGGUAAAACAUAUACAAUGGAAGGAGAUUUGAAUAGUGGCAGCAAUACAAUUAUUAGUCCAAAUGCUGAUGUCAUCCCAUAUGAUGCUAAUAAUAAAGCUGUUUUACGUGGGCAUGAAGAGAUAUCUUUAAACAAUGCUGCUAAAGGUACCAGAGUUUUGAAACAAGGAUCUAUCAAUAGACAAACUACUUUGACCAAUUAUAAUAAUAAAUCAAGGUAUCAAUCAUUCACACUCAGUGUUCACACAGGAUCAGAAUGUAUUGUUUGUACAAGUGUUAAAAACACACAUGCAAGAGAAGCUGAAAAAAUUAACCAAAGCUUAUUAACACUUGGUCGAUGCAUUAAUAGUCUCAAUGAUAAUUCAACUCACAUUCCUUAUAGGGAUG